This is a messenger RNA of Cyprinodon variegatus (sheepshead minnow), 3750 nucleotides long. RefSeq names its product glypican 2 (gene gpc2). The record is from RefSeq and is a predicted model, not a curated record. Gene Ontology annotation, biological process: cell migration; regulation of protein localization to membrane; smoothened signaling pathway. The coding region runs from base 249 to 1997 and encodes 582 amino acids. Gene Ontology annotation, cellular component: synapse; cell surface; extracellular region. Lineage: Eukaryota; Metazoa; Chordata; Actinopteri; Cyprinodontiformes; Cyprinodontidae. The transcript is spliced from 11 exons.
UCUGUGUUUACGCACAGCGGCGGGUAUCCCAGGGAGGAAAAUAAAGGAGGACACCAUGGAAACACAAGACAUGUAGAAAAAAAAAGAAAUCCAGACCGGAUGUUAAUUAGAAACACAAUGAAAACUGUGUUAGACUAGUUAUUUGGGAUCUUUUACACUUUUGCUUGCAUCUAUCUGGGUCCGUCCUUCAUUUUCCCCCCCAUCACCGGUCCAUCCACCGGGUGCUUCUUUUUACUUGGAGCCUCACUAUGAGGAGGAUGGACACCCGGGUGUUGGUUUGGCUCUGCGCCGUCGCUGCGCUGUCGGAGAACCGGAGUCCUGCGGCUACAGCGGGGAGAAGCUGCGCUGACAGCCGGCAGGUGUACUCAGAGAAGGGCUACAGCACCAGCACCGCUCCUGUCACUCAGAUCUCCGGUGAGCACCUACGACUUUGUCCUCAGGAUUAUACCUGCUGCUCUACUCAGAUGGAGGAGACGCUGUCCCUGCAGAGCGAGAGGGACUUUCUGAAAGCCAUCGAAGACAACAGCCAGUUCCUCUUGACCACCUUUACUCAGAGGCACCGUCGGUUUGAUGAGUUCUUCAGAGAGCUUAUAGACCUUUCUGAGAAGUCUAUGAACCAGAUGUUUACCAAGACCUAUGGCCGGCUCUUCACCCAGAACACACACAUCUUCCAGGAGCUGUUCCUGGAGCUUCGGAGAUAUUAUUCCGGGGGUAGCGUGAGUCUGACAGAGGUCUUCUCAGACUUUUGGUCCGGAGUGGUGGAGCGAGUCUUCUCACUGGUCAACCCCCAGUAUCAGUUCGGUGACGAUUACCUGGAAUGUGUCAGCAAACACGCUGAGCAGCUGCAGCCCUUUGGAGACGUGCCUCGCAAACUUCGAGUGCAGGUGUCCAGAGCUUUCAUAGCUGCCAGAACUUUAUCUCAGGGCCUGGCUUUUGGACGGGAUUUUGUGAAUACUGCCACAAAGUUGACAGCAGAUUCAGAGUGUGUGCGGGGCCUCAUGCGUCAGUGGUACUGCCCCCUGUGCAGAGGCUUGCCGUUUCUGCGGCCUUGCCACUCGCUGUGCCUCAACGUGAUGAAGGGCUGCUUGGCCAAUCAGGCUGAGCUGGAGGCAGAGUGGAACAAUUUCAUAGAUGCUCUCUAUCUGGUCUCUGAGAAGCUGGAGGGGCCGUUUAACUUUGAGCUCGCAGCUGAUUCUAUUUCUGUAAAAGUGUCAGAGGCCAUCAUGCACAUGCAGGAGAACAGUGUGAGCAUCUCCAGCAAGGUGUUCCAAGGUUGUGGAAAUCCCCGACCAGCUCCAGCACGGAACAAGCGUUCACCCAAUGAGUCAGGGGGCAACAGGAAGCCCUUCCGCACCUACACCCCCGAGGAGAAACCCACCACAGCUGCAGGCACCAACUUGGACCGGCUGGUUACUGAGCUGAAGGAGCGACUGAGGCCCAUGCGAGGCUUCUGGGUGUCCCUCCCACACACCAUCUGCAACGAUGAGAGGAUGGCGGCCGACGUCACUAAUGAGGACCGCUGCUGGAACGGGCAGACCCGGGGGAGGUACCUCCCGGAUGUUACCGGCGACGGGCUCACUAGCCAAAUAAACAACCCAGAGGUGGAAGUGGACAUUUCCCGUCCAGAUGUGAAGACCAAACAGCUGAUCAUGGAUCUGAGGGUCAUGACCAACAAACUGAAGCAUGCUGAACGCGGACAGGACAUGAACUUCAUAGACAGUGAGGAUGGCAGUGGCUCAGGGGGUGGAGAUCAGGGUGAGAGGUACAGUGAUGAUUGGCCGGGUUAUGGCCCAUACUCUCCUCCAUACAGCAAACCUCCACAUAACCCCGUCUCCAACGCGGCCAAGCCUCCACGAGGCCGCGAGAAAAACGGGUCCAAGUGGAGCAAAAACAACGGCCACGGCCGCGUGCGAUCCUCUGCCAAGCUGCACACCUCCGGCCUUCUUCCCCUGUUGUCCUCUCAGUUUGUGAUCUAUGUCGCCCUCUUGUGGAGAUAGCUGGCUGUUACAAUCUGGUGGUUUUAUAGAGAGGUGUUUGCUAUGCUGCCGUUUUAAGCACAUUCUGAAGAAUUACUAAAGCCAUUCCAUUUGGGUACACCAGCAAAAAAAAAAAAAAAAACAACAACAAACAAAAUCAGUUUAAAUUAGCAAUAAUUUAACAGCACAACAUAAAGAAAAAAGGAAAUAUUUCCCCCAAUCAACAAAGGUAAACUUUCCCCAAUUUUGAAGCAAAGAGAAAAAAGUUAAACUAUGUUUCAAGUGCCAUUUGUGAGAUUUUGACCUGUUGGAGUUUGAUGCUGAUUUGUUUGUUUUUUACUGAAAGUCGAAAUAUUUUUUAUUGUUUCAAUGUCAAGUGAAUUAGCACCUUUUUUUUGCGUGUUUGAGACAGUGGAUAGUCUCGUCUGUGAUGUAGAGCUUAGGGAUGUCAUUAAUUAACUGUGUUUUGGCAAAAAGAUGAGUCAAACUAAGGACCUCUAUCUGCUGCUUUUCUUCCUUAGUUUGACAUUGAGCUUACUAAUUUUUUGGUGUGUCUGACAGAUGGCUUUAAUGAACUUGUUCAACUAGAUAGUACAAAUAAACACAAACACAUCACCUUGAAAACCAAACAAUGGACUGAGUUUGAAUGUAAAGUGUUAAACCUGCUUUUUAUUUAAUUGUAAAAUAUUGUUUAUAUCUGAGUUUAAAAGCAAUGUUUGUGUUUUUAUUUUUUGUAAAACAUGUUUGUCUAAUUUUUGUGGGGGAAAAAAAAGAGAAAAGUCAACAUGAAUUGAGCUUUCAUGGUCUUAGAAUAUAGUUACCAUAAUAAUUUUGGUUUAAUCUGACCCAAAUGAAGGGGAGUGUUUUUGUGGGAGUUUUUCUGACUUUUCAAACUAUCUACUGUUUUCAGGUUUUAUCUCUAAGGGUCAUUUUAAUCCAACCCUUUUCUAUUUUCUUCUUAAAGCAAAUGAUGAUCACAAUAUAGAACCAUCACUCUACUGUAACUUUCAGUUACCUAAAUAAAAACUAAAAGCAGUGUGUUAAAGACAUCAAGCCUAAAUGACAUUUAGAAAUACAGACUUUGACACUAUCAAUAAAAACUCUUAACUUAUUGAAACAUAUUUUUUUUUUAUCUUGAUGUAUUGCUUUGGUAUCAAAGGAAGCAUUACAUGUAAUGGAUGUAAAUGUUAAUUUGCUGAAGCUUUUCUUAGCAGGGGUCAGGUAUUUCGUAAAAAAUUUGGUUUAUGAACAGUUUUACUAAAUAAUGAGUGGGAUUUUAAUUUGGUGGAAAGAAAUUGUAUGUUUUAUUUUGAGGUAAAGCCAAUCAUUAGCCGUUAAUUUAAGUAAACAUUUGGUUGGACUUUUUGAGAGAGUAUGGAGCGACUGAACAUUUAAAUGAAUGUAUAAAUGCUGCAAAUAGACACUUCUGUUACAGAACAGGAAAAUCACAUUUUUGUAUCCUCUCCCAGCAAAUUAGAAGUAAAUGUCAGCUUGGAGUAAAGCCUUCCAGUUAAAGCAGCAGGCAUUUCACCACAGGCUGUUCCAUUAAACCUGUGGAUAAAUGCGUUUUAAUGAUGUGCUUUUGAUGAUAAGCAGCCAGGUAACUGAGCGGCAGCUUUCUUUGUAUGUGUAAAACUUCAGGAAAGUCCUUCAUUGUUUCUCAGAUAACUUCUGCAACAAUUCCUGUCAAGGUGAAAGUGCAACACAAAUUUCAUGUUGUGGUUUGUUUUGUUUUGUUAUCAACCUGGUGAUAUUUUCAGCUUCAAUAAAAACC